This is a messenger RNA of Fukomys damarensis (Damara mole-rat), 2381 nucleotides long. RefSeq names its product oxysterol binding protein like 10 (gene Osbpl10). Bases 1 to 2178 code for a protein of 725 amino acids. Gene Ontology annotation, cellular component: membrane; intracellular membrane-bounded organelle; cytosol. The record is from RefSeq and is a predicted model, not a curated record. Gene Ontology annotation, molecular function: cholesterol binding. Lineage: Eukaryota; Metazoa; Chordata; Mammalia; Rodentia; Bathyergidae. The transcript is spliced from 13 exons.
AUGGAGAAAACCCCAAAUGCACACAAUAGCACAACCUCAAGUUUAUUAUCAUUCUUCUUCGUCAUCUUCUCUCGUUUUGCACAUCAGGUUGCACUUGGGAAGGUGAGCUGCCAGGCUCGGAUGGCUGGGCUGGUGGGGGCAGCAGGCGGAGAGAAGGAGAGAAGGUACUUUGUGCUGGAUUUUGAGGCUGGCAUCCUGCAGUAUUUUGUGAAUGAGCAGAGCAAACACCAGAAGCCUCGAGGAGCCCUGUGUUUGUCUGGAGCCAUAGUGUCCCUGAGUGACGAAGCUCCCCACAUGCUGGUCGUGUACUCUGCUAGCGGAGAGAUGUAUAAACUGAGAGCUGCUGAUGCAAGAGAGAAACAGUUUUGGGUGACUCAGCUCCGAGCUUGUGCCAAAUACCACAUGGAAACGAAUUCGAAGAGUACUCCAAGCUCCCGGAGCCGAAGUCUCACUUUGCUCCCCCAUGGAACACCCAAUUCUGCGUCUCCCUGUAGCCAGAGACACCUCAUUGCGGGGGCCCCCGGUGUGGUCACAAUCACGCAUCACAAGUCGCCUGCAGCCGCCCGAAGAGCCAAGAGUCAGUAUCCUGGCCAGCUUCACGAAGUCAGAGAGAUGAUGAGCCAGGUGGAAGGGCAGCAGAAGAACCUAGUGCACGCCAUCGAGUCCCUGCCAGGCUCUGGCCCCCUCACUGCCUUGGACCAGGACCUGCUGCUCCUGAAAGCUACCUCUGCCGCCACCCUCAGCUGCCUCGGGGAGUGCCUCAGCCUGCUGCAGCAGAGUGUGCACCAGGGGGCUGCCCCCAGCCACAAGCCGGGGCCCUCAGAAAACAUCCUUGGAUGGCAUGGGUCCAAGUCACAUUCCACAGAGCAGCUGAAAAAUGGGACACUGAGCUCUUUACCAUCAGCCAGUGCCAACAUAACCUGGGCAAUUUUACCAAACUCCACCGAGGAUGAACAGACCUUACAGCCAGAGCCAGAGCCAAACUCAGGCCCUGAACUGGUUUUGUCCGAAGAUGAGAAAACUGACAGUGAAGAUAAAGAAGAGACAGAAUUGGGUGUCAUGGAGGAUCAGCGCAGUAUAAUUCUUCAUCUCAUCUCACAGCUGAAACUUGGAAUGGAUUUGACCAAGGUGGUGCUCCCCACAUUUAUCCUGGAGAAGCGAUCCUUGCUGGAGAUGUAUGCAGACUUUAUGACACACCCUGACCUGCUGCUGGCCAUCACUGCUGGGGCCACGCCUGAGGAGAGAGUCAUUUGCUUUGUGGAGUAUUAUCUCACAGCCUUCCGCGAGGGCCGAAAGGGGGCUUUGGCCAAGAAGCCCUACAACCCCAUCAUCGGCGAGACAUUUCACUGCUCCUGGGAGGUUCCCAGGGACAGGGUCAAGCCAAAGAGGACUGCUCCGCCCUCUUCUGCUGGCUGUCAGGAACACCCGGUGGCUGAAGACCCUUCCAGAAGCUACAAGCUACGAUUUGUAGCUGAGCAAGUGUCCCAUCACCCUCCCAUCUCCUGCUUUUACUGUGAGUGCAAGGAAAAGAGACUGUGUGUCAACACUCAUGUAUGGACCAAAAGCAAGUUCAUGGGCAUGUCCGUGGGGGUCUCUAUGAUCGGGGAAGGUGUGCUGAAGCUCUUGGAGCACGGGGAGGAGUAUGUCUUCACCCUGCCCAGUGCCUAUGCCCGGUCCAUCCUCACCAUCCCAUGGGUGGAGCUCGGAGGAAAAGUCAGCAUCAACUGCGCCAAGACCGGGUACUCGGCAACGGUGAUAUUCCACACAAAACCCUUCUACGGAGGAAAAGUCCACAGGGUCACAGCCGAAGUAAAGCACAAUCCGACCAACACUAUUGUCUGUAAAGCCCAUGGGGAGUGGAACGGUAUCUUGGAGUUCACCUACAGCAAUGGAGAAACCAAAGUCAUAGACACAACCACCCUGCCAGUGUACCCGAAGAGGAUCAGGCCUCUGGAGAAGCAGGGGCCCAUGGAGUCCAGGAAUCUCUGGCAGGAGGUGACUCGAUACUUGCACCUAGGGGACAUCGAUGCAGCCACUGAGCAGAAGCGACAGCUGGAAGAGAAGCAACGGAUAGAGGAACGGAAGCGGGACAGCCUCUGCACAGCAUGGCGACCAAAAUAUUUUAUCCAGGAGGGUGAUGGCUGGGUAUACUUCAACCCCCUCUGGAAGGCAUACUGAUGGGGUGAUGGUGAGGAGCUUUCCUAAAGAGCCCAGUUUUUGUAGGAAUUAAAGUGGUACAGUAUCAAGGUUCUAUUGGCAUUGAGAAUUCCUGUUAGCAUCUAAGAAAUGGUUUCAGAGAAAUUAUAUACUGUGAAAAGCAGACCCCAAACUCUGCUAGAAGACUGAAUUUAUUCAAGAGCCAUUUGGGGCACAUGUGACAC